AUGAGAGCGAAGCAUCCCAGUGAGAGGAAGACCUUGCUUUCCGUGAUCUGCAGUGAUGAGGGCGAGAAGAUCCAAAGGGAGAUAGGAGUUAUCAGGGGAGACACUGUACACAUACGCGAGAAGACAAGCCCGUUUGACUGUGUAGAAAAGAUGGAAAAAUUGAUGAAGAAGAAGAAGUCUGGACUGUUCAUUUCUGUAACUAAAGACAACCUCCUUGUUAUUGGACGUGCCUUCAAUGAUGAGGUUAUAGACAUGGUUGAAUUCAAGAUAAAUAGAUACUUGUCUGUGUCCGACUUCGAAUGUGUUGGGCCAGAGCUACACAUGAAGUAUUUUGUGGUUUUGCAGAACAUUAACAGUGAACGUUUAGAAAAUCUGAUGGUAGAUCUCCUUAACAUGAGGAGUAGCAAGGCCUGCUUGGAGGCAGUCCGAUACUCUUGGGUCUUUGCAAAGACAGAGGGUGGAUAUGUGCUUAAGUAUGUCAGGGUCCUCAAGGAUCUCAAUGUCGAGGACUGUGGACCUUUACUUGAGAUGGAGCUUGUGAGGAGCUACCACUGCGGAGAUGAGCUUUAUAAGAAGGCAUUGGGUGAGGCCAGGAAGCCAAGAAAGAACGUAAGCAAGAAUUUAUUCAAUGAUAAGAUAGGAACACUCCACAUAGACAAACAAGAUCUCAGAGAUAUUAAGCUUAGGAAGGGCAAAGGGUAUAGCGGUGCUUCAAGCCGGAGAUAG
This is a messenger RNA of Encephalitozoon hellem ATCC 50504, 726 nucleotides long. RefSeq lists its product as uncharacterized. The transcript has a single exon. Gene Ontology annotation, molecular function: rRNA binding. Gene Ontology annotation, biological process: ribosomal large subunit assembly; maturation of LSU-rRNA from tricistronic rRNA transcript (SSU-rRNA, 5.8S rRNA, LSU-rRNA). Bases 1 to 726 code for a protein of 241 amino acids. NCBI's taxonomy places the organism in Eukaryota, Fungi, Microsporidia, Unikaryonidae. The record is from RefSeq and is a predicted model, not a curated record. Gene Ontology annotation, cellular component: nucleolus.